Molecule: messenger RNA, 1148 nt
Organism: Eucalyptus grandis
Lineage: Eukaryota; Viridiplantae; Streptophyta; Magnoliopsida; Myrtales; Myrtaceae
Product: prostatic spermine-binding protein
Exons: 2
Coding region: 157-768 (203 amino acids)
Source: RefSeq, a predicted model, not a curated record
UCCGUUCUCUCUCUCUCUCUGUCCCUCUCUCUCUCUAUCUCUCUCUCUCCCCUGUUUUUUCUAAUUUUUCGCGAAUAUUUGUUUUUUCCCUGAAAAUUCUGUUCGAAAAUUUUCCCGAGAAAGUUUCCCGGCGACUUCUUUUUUCUCUUUCCGGAGAUGAAGCUUGCGGAGGAAGAGAUAGAGUACGUCGAGAAGGAGGAGGAGGAGGAGAUUGAGAUUUCCAGCGGCGACGAGGAGAACGACGGCGUAGAAGGCGGAGGCGGGGAGGACGGCGGCGGGGAAGAGGACGACGACGGCGACGACGACGAGGACGACGACGAGGACGACGGCGACGGCGAUGGCGAUGGGGAGGACGACGACGACGACGACGUGCAGGAGGUUUUCCCCGCUUCCGGUGGGCCCGUGGCGGUGGGCGGCGACAGCGACGACGAUGAGGACGACGACGACGACGACGACGACGACGCCGAGGGCGACGGCGGCGACGACGACGACGACGACGACGACGAGGAAGCUGAGGAUGAGGGAUUGGGAACUGAGUACCUAGUCAGGCCUGUGGGUCGUCCUGAGGAUGAGGAGGAUGCAAGUGACUUCGAGCCUGAGGAGAAUGGCGAGGAGGAAGACGCUGACGAAGAGGACGAGGAUGAAGACGAGGACGAUGCUGGUGGUAAGGUCGAGCCUCCGCCAAAGAGGAAGCGAUUGGACAAGGACAACUCUGACGACGACGAUGAUGAUGGGGGCGAGGAUGAUGAGAGACCUGCCAAGCGAUAGGCCCAAGGGCCCUUCGUGGUCUGAGCAAUGACUUUGACAUAUUGACUCUAUUUUCUCUCUCAAAACCCGAUCCUCUUUGCAGCAGGGAAAAAAGAUAGCUGGUUUUCAAUUGGAGUAAGCUUUUUCUUUUGGGUCGUUUGUGUAUCCUGAAAGUGCAUUAGGAUUACGAGCAUAACUCUUUGUACUGUCGAUGCAUAGUCCGCACGGGUUUCGACAAACUGUGUUGCAACAGCUGAUUUAGACAUGUGGCCCCGUGGGAGUUAGGAGAUUCGGCAAACAUUUCAUUGGACACAGUCAUGUUUUGUAGGUUUCUAUAAUUAAGAGUUCUCUGGUUAGGGUCUUUAAUCCUCAUUUUUAUGCGGUCUUUGAAUCUUUCGGCA